AUGUCUAAAUCAGAGUCUCCCAGAGAGCCCGAACAGCUGCGGAAGCUCUUCACCGGAGGACUGAGCUUUGAAACAACUUACGUGAGUCUGAGGAGCCAUUUUGAGCGAUGGGGGACGCUCACAGACUGUGUGGUGAUGAGGGGUCCAAACACCAAGCGCUCCAGAGGCUUCGGGUUUGUCGCAUACGCCGCGGUGGAGGAGGUGGAUGCGGCCAUGGAUGCAAGGCCACACAAGGUGGACGGAAGAGCUGUGGAACCGAAGAGGGCCGUGUCAAGAGAAGAUUCUCAAAGACCUGGGGCCCACUUAACUGUGAAAAAGACUUUUGUUGACAAGAUUGUCAUUCAGAAAUACCACACUGUGAAUCGCCACAGCUGUGAGGUGAGAAAAGCCCUGUCUAGGCAAGAGAUGGCUAGUGCUUCAUCCAGCCAGAGAGGUCGAAGUGGUUCUGGAAACUUUGGUGGCGGUCGUGGAGGCGGUUUUGGUGGGAAUGACAACUUUGGUCGUGGAGGAAACUUCAGUGGUCAAGGUGGCUUUGGUGGCAGCCGUGGUGGUGGCGGACAUGGUGGCAGUGGGGAUGGGUAUAAUGGAUUUGGUAAUGACGGAAGCAAUUUUGGAGGUGGCGGAAGCUACAAUGAUUUUGGCAAUUACAACAAUCAAUCUUCAAAUUUUGGACCCAUGAAAGGAGGAAACUUCGGAGGCAGAAGUUCUGGCCCCUAUGGUGGUGGAGGCCAAUACUUUGCCAAACCACGAAACCAAGGUGGCUGUGGUGGCUCCAGCAGCAGAAGUAGCUAUGGCAGGGGCAGAGGGUUUUAA
Rangifer tarandus platyrhynchus (Svalbard reindeer) is the source of this 813-nucleotide messenger RNA. The record is from the annotation of a GenBank genome assembly. Lineage: Eukaryota; Metazoa; Chordata; Mammalia; Artiodactyla; Cervidae.